Selaginella moellendorffii is the source of this 3643-nucleotide messenger RNA. Its product is annotated as pentatricopeptide repeat-containing protein At2g35030, mitochondrial-like. Gene Ontology annotation, biological process: RNA modification. NCBI's taxonomy places the organism in Eukaryota, Viridiplantae, Streptophyta, Lycopodiopsida, Selaginellales, Selaginellaceae. The record is from RefSeq and is a predicted model, not a curated record. The coding region runs from base 284 to 895 and encodes 203 amino acids. The transcript is spliced from 2 exons. Gene Ontology annotation, molecular function: protein binding; RNA binding.
AACGGGUUUGGCAAUACGCUCUUCAAGUUGUGAUUUUGAUUCUACUCUCAAUUGUCAUCCAGAAGGUGGAGAGCCGGUUUACCCUGCCUAUCCAAAAUGUCGAGGGGUAUAGGCCUCCACCGAAGACCCCUCCGGUGACGGGGCCAUGACAAAAGUGUGUUCUCCCAUUCUCUUCUAAACAAUUAUAUUCUGUUUGAAUCGAAUUGGAUCAAGGGAUUUCUUUCUUUCUAUGCCUCGGAAGACGUGGUUUUCUUUGUCAUGAUCAGAGCACGCUUGCUAUCCUAUGCUCGAUCGAGCUCAGUGCGUGGGCUUGAUCCAGAGCUGCAACGAUCUCUCCAGAGCCCGGGAGCUCCACGCUGCAUUCCUGGAGCUCACCACGGCCGCCGCCACUGACACAUUCGUGCCCAACAAGAUCUUCGAGAUGUAUGGGCGCAAGGCGCGAGCAAUCUUCGACGCCAUGCCCUGCAAGGAUGCCUUCUCGUGGGUGCUGAUGAUGCGCGCCUACGCUCGGCACGGGGAUCUCGAUGGCACGCAAGCCGUGUUUGUGUCGAUGCCCUGCAAGAAUCUUGUGUCGUGGACAGCCAUGGGGUGCGCGCUUGCCGAGAGGGGGCGAAUCGAGGAUGCGGAGGAGCUCUUCUUGCGAAUGCCCGAGAGGGAUUCCAUCGCCUGGAACGCGGCAUUUGCCCGGGCAGGGCAUGCCGCGAAGGCCGAGGAGAUCUUCCACGAGAUGCCGGAGAGAGAUCUGGCAUCCUGGAAUGCUCUGUUCGCGGCAUACACCCACGAAGGCGAAAACUCUUCUGGAUCGAAUGCCCUCCUGGAACCCAAUCGCUUGGACUGCCGUGAUGCGCGCGCGCGCCCAGUCCGGGGAUUUGCGUGGCGCUCGGCUGAUGUUUGACGAGAUGCCCGAGAGGGAUUUGAUCUCGCGUAACUGCAUGAUAUCUGCUUAUGCCGAGGGUGGCGGUUUCGAUCAAGCGAAGCUACUGUUUGAUGAUAUGCUCGAGUGGGACGUUGUGUCUUUCACUGCGAUGAUUGGAGCAUACACACAAGGCCACUUAGUAGAUCAAGCAAAAGCGUUUUUGGAUAGCAUACCCCAGAAAAACACCGUGUCUCUUCUCCAUGCUUAUGCCCAAGCGGGGCAUCUAGCAGAGGCGUGUCACGUGUUCGAAUCCAUUCCAGAGAAAAACCUCACGUCGUGGACCACGAUGAUCGCAGCGUGUUGCACCAACGGCCACGCGGCAGCGGAUCUCUACCGUCGGAUGCCGUUGUGUCGUCGGCGACAGUGAUCGUGGCGGCAGGGGACCACGCAACCGCGCGCGGAUAUUCCGCGCGAUGCGGCCACAUGGUGACGUGGAAUGCCAUGCUGGCAGAGUUCGCGGACAUCGGCCACGUGGAGGGCGUCAAGUGACAGUCGGGACAUGGUGACGUGCGCGACGAUGCUGGCCAUGAAACCACAGCCAAGCUGAUAACUCGGGCGAUGAUGCUGCUCGCCACAAACCCGACUUGGCAAGAGCGUGCUCAAGCAGAGGUACUGGAAGUUUGCAAGUCCGGCGUCCCGGAUUCAGAAGCAGCCAGCAAGCUGACGAUAGUGAGCAAAAUCUUGCUUUUCUCCUCUCAUUCUCACUGUUCUCGUUUCCAGGUGGGAAUGGUGCUCAACGAGAUGCUGCGGCUGUAUCCACCGGCCGUGUUCUUGGUCCGCACGGCCAUGGAGGACACGAAGCUGGGAAACUUGAGGGAACCGGCGUUCUCGUGCCGAUACUCUCUAUCCUUCACGACAAGGAGUGUGGGGUGAAGAUGCCAACGAGUUCAAUCCACAGCGCUUCGCUGACGGUGUGCUCCUCGAUCUACAUCUCUGUGCGAGCGGCAAGAUCCGAGGAGGCAUAGCCACUCCCUGGGCUCGGGCACAAAAGGCAUGUUGGCGAUCAGGUCCUCCGCGUCCUCCAAGUAGCCACCCCUCGCCAGAAGAUCGACGAUACAGCAGUAGUGCUGCCUCUGGAACUGCAAGCCAUAGUCCAUUCCCAUGGAAACGAAGAAAGAUCUCCCGGCAUGUACCUUGCCUUCGUGCUUGCACGCUAUGAGCAUUGUAACGAAGCUCGUCCCGUCGGGGAGACGGCACAGCCGGAGCCUGCUAGACGCAUCGAAGGCCUUCGCCAUGUAGCCGUUGUGGCACAUGCCAAUAUCCAGGCAUUCCAAGACGUGAGGUUCUCUUCUGGAAGGCGAGCAAGCAUCUUUUCAGUGCAUGGAACGUUCCCUGUGCUGGCAUGCGCAAAGAGAAGGGAGUUCCAAGAUAUGACAUCCCGUUGAGGGAUCUGCUGGAAAAGGUGGCGUGACAUGUCAGCGUAUCCUAGCUGGGCAUAUGCUACAAGCAUGGCAUUCCAUGCCAGCAGAUUCCUCUCUGGCAUAUUUUCAAACAUGCUCUUAGAUUCUUCAAUAUGUCCAUACUGGGCAUACGCUGUGAUAAUUGUGAAACCAGAUUCCUUCGCAACAUCGACUCAAACAAGCGUUAGUAUCUUCCAGAUGCCACGAACUGGCAUAUGCGGACAACAUAGCACCACACGCCACAACAUCCCACCGGUAUUCUAGUAAAGAUCCGCUCAGCUUCUUCUAGAUUCCCCAGCAUCCGCGUAUGCUGCUAGCACACAAGUAAACGAAGUGACGGCAUGGUAGAGAAUAUCCCAAUAGGAAAUAUCAGCGUUUUGAGCAUAUGCUGCAAUAAGGGCAUUGUAAGAUACCAAGUCCCACUUGGGCAUGUUGUCGAAUACUUGUUUCGCCAUCACCACGUCGCCACUAGACUAAACUGCCAACAGGAACGAGUUACAAGAGAAGAGGUUGGAUUUUGGCAUCACAUGAAAGAUUCCAAUGGCCAAGUCAAUAUGCCCGUGUUGGGAAUAUGCCAAGAGCAUCGAAGUCCACGAAUGCUCGGCCAGGUUAGUUUUAUGCUAAGAAGAGCUGUCCGCGAGACCAAGUUCGUGAGGGGCAUCUGGAAACAGAUGCUCUCGGCUUCAAGUAUUUGCCCAUGGAUGGUAUAAGCAGAAAACAUGGAGCUCCAGCAAAUGAGGUCCCUCUCAGGCAUCCAUUAAGUGGAAAAGAUUCCAAGCUUCUACCAACUUCUUGUUUCGUGCAUGACAAACAAGCAUUGAAGUCCAGGAAACUAGAUUCCACAGCGGCAUUGCAGUUUCAUCCAUUGCCGCAUCCAUGCCAGGGACCAUCGCCCAUCCGCAUGUUUUGCGAGACUAUCAGCAGUACCUCCAUCCCAGGGAAAUUUCCUCGCGGAAGAAGAGGAUUUCUUCUUGUCAUCGCUGAGAAUGGGAGCCCUGGAAGCUGCUGGAUGAACUCCAGUUUGACCUCAUUCGAUCAAGACGAAAAUUUUGACUAAAAGUAUUAAAGUCAGAGUGAAACACAACUUUUGUAGAUCGCGAGACUUUCAGUGCCUCUUCUGUAUAUAUAUUUUGAUCAUACAAGAAAAAGUAAUGCAGGAAGACGAUGCAAUGGGUUUGGCGAUAUGCUCUUGUUGUGAUUUUCAUUGUAUUAUCAAUUGGCAUCCAGACGAUCGAGAGCCAGAGAGUCGGACCGCCUGGCCGAUCUGAUCAGGAUUUUAGGCCCCUAAGGAGGUCCCCUCCCGAGAUGAUGCCAUGACAAUAAUGAC